Molecule: messenger RNA, 1401 nt
Organism: Microthlaspi erraticum
Lineage: Eukaryota; Viridiplantae; Streptophyta; Magnoliopsida; Brassicales; Brassicaceae
Source: the annotation of a GenBank genome assembly
AUGAAUUCGAACUUCGGGAAGAGAUCAUCAGGGUCGACCAACAGCUUCGAUUUCGAUCUCGGGCUCGGAUCGAGCCAAGGAAGACCUCUGAAUGGCCAGAAGAGCCAAACAUCUUCUUAUUCGAGCUCGAAUUCGCAGCCGAGACCUGCGUGGCAGCCCGGUAAGCCUUCGUGGACGCAUCAACCCGCACCGAAGCAGACGACGAUCCGAUCCGAGAUCGGAAGUGGACCGACUUCAAUGGUGGGUGACAUUCACGGCAAAACGUGGGGUUCAUCUUCCGGAUCGGGUUCGGGUAUUGGGAUCGUGAACAAGGACCCGAGCUUGUUCGGAGAUCUGGUGGGAUCAGCGAUUGGAAAAUCCAGCGGGAACGUGCCGUUGAAUAAAGCCCCGCCUGCUUCAGCUCCAGGCUCGAACAAGAGCCCUUAUUCCAUGGGGAAUCUGGCCGAUUCGUUGCCGAAAACAGGCAAUUCGAUGAAAAGUGGCGGUGGCUGGGGUUAUAGUAGUAAUCCGAGUGGUUUCUCAGGCGGUUACACAAGCUCCGGUGGUAGUGUUAACAGCAGCGUUAAGACUCCAAUUCUCGGAGGUCAAUCGAUGAAAAGCAUGUCUGGGGGCAAUCUAAGCGGGUCUGGGAUGCCAUUGAACAGCGAUCCGUUUGGAUCCUUGGUUGGUUUCGGAUCAAAAUCAUCAGAAAGCAUCAAUUCUGUGAAGAAACCUGGAAAUGGUAACAGCAAUGCUCAGAGCGAUGGUUUUGGGAAUUUCCAGAGUGGAGCUCCGAAUCCGAACAGUAGCGGUUUUGCUGGACCAGCUGCUCAAAGCAACGACUUUGGGGAUUUCCAGAAUGCUCCGAAAUCAAACACAUUCUCAAGUGCAAACGAUGAUCCAUUAUCAAUGUUCUCUGGUUCCAAUACCCCAGCUGCACCGGCGACACCGCAGAAUGAAGAUUGGGGAUUUGAGAGUUUUGAGGGUGGGGCUGAUUCGGGUUCGACCACUGAGCUUGAUGGGUUGCCACCACCUCCACCGGGUGUAUCAGCUACAUCAGCUAAGGGGAAGGGCAUUGAUAACCAGAGGCAGGGUCAGUAUGCUGAUGCCAUAAAGUGGCUCUCUUGGGCUGUGAUUCUUAUGGAGAAAGCUGGCGAUGAAGCUGGAUCAGCUGAGGUUCUUUCAACUAGGGCUUCGUGUUACAAAGAAGUUGGAGAGUAUAAGAAGGCUGUAGCAGACUGUACCAAGGUAAUUGAUCACGACAAGAAGAACGUGGCUAUUCUGGUUCAGCGAGCACUCUUAUACGAGAGCAUGGAGAAAUACAAGCUCGGAGCUGAUGAUCUAAGGAUGGUUCUGAAGAUUGAUCCCGGGAAUAGAAUCGCUAGAAGCACCGUUCACCGGCUAACCCAAAUGGCUGGUUGA